AUGGCUGACUCUUUGAAGUGGAUCUGGCCACGGCUGCGACCCGCCGUACUGUUUCACACGUUCUUCAUGGUCGUGAAGCCUGGACACGAGAACUCUGGAUCCUCCAUCUGCUCGGUGUCCGCUACACACGGCCCUCUGGAGAUGCCCCUUUUCCAGAUCAUUCCCUCCCAGAGGCAGCUUGUUUUUCGGGGGGACGGGCUGCCGCUGCAGUGCACCGCCUCCUACGUCGACCCAUCGGUAGAGCUGCAGUGGCGUCACAAUGGCCACGCUGUGACCACGCAGGAGGAGUGGGGCGUGCACGUGGAGGAGAGCCUGCUCCAUGACUGCUGCCUGCUCACCAGCGAAGUCGUCCUGUCCAACAUCGAUGUGGGCGUCGCUGGCAGCUGGGAGUGCCUGCUGACUUCAUCCAGAGGAAACGUGUCCAAGCAAAUGGACAUCGUUGUAGUGGAGACAUCAGCUCCUUCCUGCCCGGCGGACAGAGUCACUAACAACAAGGGAGACUUCAGGUGGGCUAAGACAUUAGCUGGUAUCUUGGCCUUCCUGCCAUGUGCUCCUGCAGCCUUUGGUUCUGCCGGCGCUGCUCAGCCCUCCGGCCAGAAGAAGAAGGCGUGGCGCCGCUGUGAUCCAGCCGGGCGAUGGGCGGAGGAUGACUACACUCAGUGUCCGUACGCCAGCCAACUGACCCGUGUGUUGCACGAGCUCACACAGACACCCAUCAACGCCACCAACGCUCAGCCCGUGGGCCAGCAGUUGGUGGCGCUCACCAGCAGGGCGGCGCACUUCACUGAUGUCAUGGAGGUUAUCUUUGUCACCCACCUGGUGGAAAGACUGACACGGCUGCUGCAAAAACAGGACGAACUGGGGGACUGCAUACCGGACAUAGCCAGCAACAUGAUGCAGGUGGAGGAGCACGUCUUGUGGAUGGCACAGAACGAGGCCCGGGCGUGCACGCGGAUCGUCCAGUGUGUGGAACGAAUCGCUGACUUGGCGCUCACCGGAGACAGACGAGGCAUUUCUAAGGUAUCUGCUAACAUCGCUCUGGAGGCCUUCCUGAUCCAGCCGUCAGACUUCCAGGGUUUAUCCUGCACCGUGCUCCAGCAGUCUCACACGUCCGCGGCCUCGCCUUUCGCUCACAGCCGACUCCACCCCGACGAGGACGAGCGUGCAGAACUCGACGCCACGAGAGAGUCCUCGCUCAGUUUUAGAUGUCACGCCGUCAACAGCAGCGACUCACCGGUCAGCCAGCUCAGUAAGAACUCGGUCGCCUCCAUCCUCUUCCCGCCGGCCGCUCGCAGCGCGCGUGCCUCCUCCUCUGCGCACGGCUCGGCUCCGUGCAGGCUGCAGCUCGUGGCGUUCCGCGAUGGGAAACUCUUCCCCUGCACCGGAAACUCCUCCAAGCUGGCAGACGACGGGAAGCGCAGGAGCGUCUCCACACCAGUUGCUUUCACCAAAUUAGAUGGCUGCAGCCUCGGGCUCAGCGCCGUCACCGUCGCGCUCCGGCACCGGGCUCCGGGUCUAGACCCCGCCGCGGCCCACUGGGACUUCGAGCUGCUGGAUGGACGCGGCGGCUGGAGGCCGGAGGGCUGCCACAUAACCGCGUCUGGGGGCGACACCACCACCAUCCUCUGCAGCCAGCACAAUAAGAACUUAGCCGUGCUAAUGGAUCUGAAGAAGGUGCUGUCGUUCCCCCCCUACCCCGGGGAGUUUCUGCACCCGGUCGUGUACGCCUGCACGGCUGUCAUGCUGCUCUGCCUCUUCGCCUCCAUCAUCACCUACAUCGUGCACCACAGGUAA
Nematolebias whitei (Rio pearlfish) is the source of this 1794-nucleotide messenger RNA. Its product is annotated as adhesion G protein-coupled receptor A3. Lineage: Eukaryota; Metazoa; Chordata; Actinopteri; Cyprinodontiformes; Rivulidae. The transcript has 10 exons. Gene Ontology annotation, cellular component: plasma membrane; postsynaptic density; glutamatergic synapse. Gene Ontology annotation, biological process: cell surface receptor signaling pathway. The record is from RefSeq and is a predicted model, not a curated record. The coding region runs from base 1 to 1794 and encodes 597 amino acids. Gene Ontology annotation, molecular function: G protein-coupled receptor activity.